Strigops habroptila (Kakapo) is the source of this 1770-nucleotide messenger RNA. RefSeq names its product basigin (Ok blood group) (gene BSG). Bases 69 to 893 code for a protein of 274 amino acids. Lineage: Eukaryota; Metazoa; Chordata; Aves; Psittaciformes; Psittacidae. Gene Ontology annotation, biological process: axon guidance; dendrite self-avoidance; homophilic cell-cell adhesion. The transcript is spliced from 8 exons. The record is from RefSeq and is a predicted model, not a curated record. Gene Ontology annotation, molecular function: cell-cell adhesion mediator activity. Gene Ontology annotation, cellular component: plasma membrane; axon.
AGCCCCCGACUCCGUGACCCGGCGCGGUGCUUAUAGCGGGCGGCCCGGCGCGGCGCGGGCGGGCAGCGAUGGCGGCAGUGGCGGGACCAUGCGGCCUCCGGGCUCCGCUCCUCCUUCUCCUCUUCCUCCUGGGCGGGCUGGCCGCCGGCGUGGCGGGGACAAGUCCAGACAUCAAAGCUCAAGUAACCGGCGUUUCUGGGAAGCUGGUCCUCGCCUGCAACAUGACAGGGCAGUAUCUUCCCAUCCAGGGGCACGAGUGGAUGCACGGGGACAAGAUCCUUCAAACGGAUGCGGACGCAAGCGCUUUCACCAGCUACACGAUCGAGGGGAAGAUAGAAGAGCACUCUGGCGUCUAUGAAUGCGUCUACAAAACAAACCCAGUGAUAAAAGGACAUUUGAAUAUCUCAGUUCCACCCCAAGUGAUGGUGUACAAGAAAUCUGAGCAUGGCAAUGAGGGGGACACAGGAGUGCUGAUCUGCAAGUGCAACUCCUUCCCCCCUGUCACCUCUUGGGUCUGGUACAAACAUGGGCAAGAGCCCAUCAUCAAUGGUUCUGGUCGCUACAUCAUCAAGUCCAGUGGCAACAAGACAGAGUUACGCAUCCUGAAGCUGAACAUUGAGGAGGACUCGGGUGACUACCACUGCAAUGCCACCAAUGCCUACGGGCAGGGCAGCGCCACGGUGAGCCUGCGCGUCCGCAGCCGCCUGGCAGCGCUCUGGCCCUUCCUGGGGAUUGUGGCAGAAGUCCUUGUUCUUGUCACCAUCAUCUUCAUCUAUGAGAAGAGGAGGAAGCCAGAUGAGGUUCUUGAUGAUGAUGAUGGAGGCUCUGCACCACUGAAAAGCAAUGCCACAAACCACAAGGACAAGAACGUCCGCCAGAGAAAUGCUAACUGAGAGCAGGGGCCAGGUGAAGUGUAGCUGAAGAACUCAUCUGGACAACUUUAUUUUCUUCUAAGAUUUUUGUUGGGGGGUCAAAUAGCACCAGGAGAUACCCCAGAGCAUCCUCGCAGCGCAGAUCCUUCACUUCCUAAAGAAACUUCAGUCGUAGAACCUAAAAUACACUUUUUCUUCCUUUUUUUUUUUUUUUUUUUUUUUAAGAGUUGUGGGAGGGUUUUUCUACCUGUAAAUGUAAAUCCCUUGUUUCUGGUAGUCGCUGCCUGUCUCUGUUUAGGUUUCUUGGUGUUGGUACAGGGGGUGGGUGGGGGAAAUCCUUUUCUUCCUCACCUGUAGGAAGAGCAGGGAUGCCCUCGUGGCCCCACUGCAGCGCUUGAGAGCUGGGAUAGGACCUGAAGGUGCAGCAACGUGUGUGCAGCUCCUCAUGUGCUGCUUUGGUGCUGGUCUGGUGGCGAGCCAGGGGUUUCGGAGGGCACUUCUGUGUCUGUCCCAGUUGCAUCACCAGCAGCAAGGCUGCGCCUUUCCCUCGCAUGGAAGCGGCUGCUCUAUGUGCUGAUUCCCAGUUGGCUUUUCCAGAGCUUUAAAUGCUCUUAAACAAGCAAGGAGGCAGCGUUGGAGCUGGACGCGGAUGGGUACAGUGGCUUUAAACUUGUCUAACGGGGGGUUGGAUCUCUUCUCCCCUUGCUGCAGUGGGGCUGGGGGCAGUUUAACUGCGUGUGUUCUUGUGCUUGAGCUGUUGUGGUUUGUGAUGUAGCAGCCUGAGAGCAGACGAGUGCUUAGUGCAGUCUAAUACCUUUAGUGCUGGGUAGCAGCGAACUGUUCCCUCCGUUAACACACUUCACAAAUAAAGAUGAUUCCUCUCUCUGGUUUUUUUCCA